CCACAGCCUCUCCCGCAGGCGGCUACGCUGAGUGUCCGCUGCGAUCCGCUCUAGAUCCCCGGCGGCCGCUGCACGGACGAGAUGGCGACCGAGAGGCGACUCCGACGCUUCUCCGCCGACGGCUGAGGAUUGACACUGUUCAAUCGCAUACCGUUGUAUAUUUCACACUAUGUGCUGAACGUCCAAGAUGUCUGAAAAUAUUUGAUAUUUUGAAGAUCUUUUUUUUGAUUCCAGUGGAAUCUAGAUUUUUUUUUUUUUUUUUUUAAGUUGAGCACACAGACGUUUCAGGAGAAGAGAUCCUAGGAGGCAGUGAGUGCCCCUGGCCCACCAGCCCGUUACAAUGCCCGUGCAAGCCCCACAAUGGACGGAGUUUCUAUCGUGCCCCAUCUGCACCCACACGUUCGAGCAGACCAUCCGGCGCCCCAUCAGCCUGGGCUGUGGCCACACCGUGUGCAAGAUGUGCCUGAACAAGCUGCACCGCAAGGCCUGCCCCUUCGACCAGACGGCCAUCAGCACCGACAUCGAGCUGCUCCCCGUGAACACGGCCCUACUGCAGCUGGUGGGAGGACAGGCCCCCAGACAGCAGCCUGUCUCCCUGCUGAGCGGCGCCGACGACACCAAGCACUAUGAGGAGGCCUGCCACUGCGUGGAGGAGUUGGCCCUCUACCUCAAACCCCUCGGCGGUAGCAGCAAAGGCCUGGUUCUGAGCAGCCCGGCCCAGAGCAUGCUGAGCCGGCCCAUGCAGCGCAAGCUGGUGACGCUAGUGCACUGCCAGCUGGUGGAGGAGGAGGGCCGUGUGCGGGCCAUGCGGGCGGCCCGCUCGCUCGGCGAGCGCACCGUCACCGAGCUCAUCCUCCAGCACCAGAACCCCCAGCAGCUCUCCUCCAACCUGUGGGCUGCCGUACGCGCUCGCGGCUGCCAGUUCCUGGGGCCCGCCAUGCAGGAAGAGGCCCUGAAGCUGGUGUUGCUGGCCCUGGAAGAUGGCUCGGCCCUGUCUCGCAAGGUCCUCGUUCUCUUCGUGGUGCAGAGGUUGGAGCCACGCUUUCCACAGGCCUCCAAAACCAGCAUCGGGCAUGUGGUGCAGCUCCUGUACCGCGCCUCCUGCUUCAAGGUAACGAAACGCGAUGAGGACUCGUCCCUCAUGCAGCUGAAGGAGGAGUUCCGCACGUAUGAGGCACUGCGCCGUGAGCACGACUCUCAGAUCGUGCAGAUCGCCAUGGAGGGGGGCCUGCGCAUCGCCCCGGACCAGUGGUCCUCGUUGCUCUAUGGAGACCAAUCACACAAGUCCCACAUGCAGUCCAUCAUCGACAAGCUCCAGACACCAGCAUCGUUUGCACAGAGCGUCCAGGAGCUGACCAUCGCCCUCCAGAGGACCGGAGACCCUGCUAACCUGAACCGCCUGCGGUCUCACCUCGAGCGUCUGGCUGACAUCGAUCCCAGCCCAGAUGCUCCACCCCCAAUAUGGGAGCAGCUUGACCAUGGGUUGGUGGCAGUGAAAACUGUGGUCCAUGGCCUGGUGGACUUCAUCCAGAACCACAGCAAGAAGGGGAAUGAUCAGCAACAGCCAUCCCAGCAUAGCAAGUACAAGACCUACAUGUGCCGGGACAUGAAGCAGAAGGGGGGGUGCCCCCGCGGGGCCAGCUGCACCUUUGCGCAUUCCCAGGAGGAGCUCGACAAGUACCGCAAGAUGAGCAGGCGCCCCCCGGCGCGGCGCCCCCACUGCUCAUCCCUGGUGCCGGGCGGUGAGUCGGUGCUCCCAGAUGAGGACGAGGCGGCCCGUGAUGCUCUGGCCCGGAAGUCGCCCGGCUUUAGCAACGGUAUCAUAGCAGCGGGGACCGGCUCGCCACUGCCACAGCUUAUAUCGCGGGGCCCCAGUUCCUGUGACCCAGGGCGCAAGCCGUCCAGGAUCGACGCCGGCAGCCCUGUUGCCCCGGGAUCGCCCCCGGACUGCCUGGAUCCCGUCCCCAAACCGCUGGUGACGAUGAACCACCACUUAUCGAACCAAAGGCUGGGAGGGCAGACCCUCACAGGCCACCGGCAGGUGCCCCUGGUCCACAGGGGGCCCCCCAUGUACCCGCAACAGCAGGCUGAGGUCAUCUACCCUGAGCCCCGGCCUCCAGGUUCUGCAAUGCAGUAUGACUCCUCCCAUUAUCCCGCAGGAACCCCCUAUCCCUACCAGCCCUCCCCAUAUCUCCCAAAGCGCUACAUCCGCAACUCCUCACAGGCCAGCGAGCCAGGCCUGCUUCCCUACCAGGACCCCUACGCAGGACCCUAUGUGUCGGAACGCCAGUAUACCACCCCCCAGUCUGGGCCUCAGUUUUCCACCAUGUUCCACCACUACGAUGCGCGGCGCCCACCCCCUACAAGCCAGUCCUACCUGCCGCGUGACGACCUGGUCCGCAUGAGUCCCGGCCCUGUUGAUGUCCCCCCACCGCCUCCUCCCCCUCCCCCUUCGACGGGAUCUGCAUACCUUCCGGAAUCUUCCCGGGAAUUGUACCCCUCGGAUACAUACUGCCCCGUGGGGCCUCACAUUCAGGUGCGACCAUGGGUGAAGCCCAACCCCCUACAGGACCCCUACAGUCGGCCUCAGCAGAGCCUGGGUUACUUGGUGCAGAGACGCAAGGAGCUGAUGGCCCAGCUGGAGGAGAGAGAAGUGAUCUCUCCUCCGCCCUUCGCCCCCCCCACAGCGCUGUCCCAUACGUUUCCCAACAACUAUCAGCGCAAGUACAUUGAGGAGAACUCGCAGGGCUUCGGGAAGUGUCCCGAGGCCGACUAUGAGAGCCAGUACUCCCCCUGGUCAUGUGACACCAUCAGCUCCUACAUCAGCACCAAGGAGAGCAAGUCCAAAGAGAACUUGACGGCCAGCGGCAUGGAGAUGAUGAAUUCGGACAGCAAAGGCUUGAGGGAGCCGGUGAUAGACCUGCAGCGCCGGUCGGCUGAGGCCAAAGACGACGACCCCAUCAUCCCAUUCGGGCCGCAGCCCACGGUCUCCCGAUUCGGGGCCAUCUCCCGGACCUCCAAGACGGGCUACCAGACCACCGGGCCCAUCCAGGCCAUGGCUUCCUCUCAGGGGUCGGCCGCGAAACACCUCACGUUCGCUGCCGACUACACCUACGGGAACCACGGAGCCUGGGGAGGCAGCGGCUCUUACGCUCAGCACCAAAACGUCGCUUCUCAGGGACACUUCAGUGAGCGCCCCCCCAGUCUUCCCACCCCCACUCCAGACCGGGAGCUGCUGAAGAUGGAGCUGCGGCAGGUGAACGAGCAGAUCAGCCAGCAGACGCAGAUGCGGGGUCUGGAGGCUGCCAGCAACACCCUGCUGCUGCAGAGGGAGGCAGGCCCGUUAGCUCCUUCCCCCGGUCCCGGGGACUGGCCUGCUGGAGGCCUGUCCAGUGAGCAGCUCAGCCUGGAGCUGCACCACGUGGAGCGAGAGAUUGGCAAGAGGACCCGGGAGAUGGCGCUGACGAUGGUAUCGAAAGCUAGCAGGCGAAGCAAGUGCCGACUUGCCUCUCUCCUUCAGGAGAACCACCUGUCCCAUGAGAUGAAGUUUAAGAUGAAGCCCUCGGAGAACGGGCAGGCAGAGCACGACGGCCAGCGCGAGGACGUGCCCCUGGGCCUCGGUGAGGUCUCCAAUGGCUCGAGCAGCCUGCCCCAGGACAGCAGCGUCUCCUCCCUGGCCAGCAGGACGUCCUCCCUCAGCCUGGCCAGUGACCUGGGGGGCGGCUCCUCGGACCUGCAGAAGAAUGGCGUGGUGCACUCCUGCUCCUAGUCCCUGGUCCAGCGGCCUCCCCCCUAUGCCAACCCUCGCUUUACAGCCCGCUGGCGGUGACGAUCGGCAGUUCCCCCCCCCAGCCCCGUUCACCAUACCCGCCCCCCGUUCCCUCAGACCCGGUGGCGUCUCUAUGGAAGGGAGGCCUGGAAGCUUCCGGAUCCCCAGCCUCAGCUGCGAAAGGCCGUUUUAGGCUUUCAGCAGCUGCAGAGUAGACCUGCCUUAGAUACAUCGUCGAAUUGGGGGUCACCGCUUGCGUUAUAUUUGCAUAUGGGGGUGGGGUUAUGUAAAUGACCUCUGUGGAUUUAGACCGCAGUCAUGCAAGUGCACAGAAGCCUUUAGAAGAAAGCAGCAUCUGCAGUGUAUUUCAUAUCUACUUUUUGUUCUAUGAAUGAUUUUUUUUUUUGAACUCAUUGCAUUGGAUGGUCGUUCGCUAAACUGAUAUUUAAAGUAUUUUUAGGUUAUUCAGAAAGCCGCCAGAAUAGGUCAAACUAGAAAACAAACACGAGGAAAGUGAAGCUUGUAAGCAAAUUUCUUGGCGAAGUGACGUGUUCACCUACUUGGGUGUUUGCCGGAGUCACGGCAGUAGUGGGGGUCUGACACCUGCAAAGGCUACUUUCUCCUGUGGUUACUUGUCAGUCCCGAAUAUGCCUGACUUCUGGUUCGAAGCGUUUGAGGGUUCAGUUUCUGACAGCAGGGGAAACCCCGUUCAGGGUGACCCUCUUGGGGCUCAUGUUGCUGAUUAGGGGGGUUUACUCUGGCACAGGCCUUACCUGGUACCUGUGUUAACAGUUUUGUUUACUGUUUUUUUGUCUAAAAAAAGUGACUUCGAGGCAUUUGGAGAAUUUGUGGGGUUUAUACAACAUGAAUGUUUUUAAAGUUACAAAUUAAUGUCUUAGUCUGUUUUCCGGUAUCAUUGGACUACACUGAAGGCCUCUGGUUUCCAGGUUGGGCCUAUGUUCUCCGUGGUUCCUCCGCUAACUGGGUGCCGUAUAAAGGAGCUGGAUGGGAGGCUGUCCUCCCUGUUUCAUACUUCCACAGUAACUCUGGGUCGCUCUGGGUGUAGGGCCACCACACCUCCUGUAGCAUCCACCUCUAGAGAGGCAGAACAGCCAGAGAAAACUACUAUUUCAUAUUGAAUUUGAGCCGUCGCUGUGUUCGGCGGGACUGGGAGGGAAAGGCCGUGUCGUGCGUCUUGGCAUUCGAGCCUUUGUUUCUCGUUUGGUUUUAUUGCAAACUUUUUGUAUUAAGGAAAAAAUAUAUUCCACAAUUUUUAGGCGCAAACCUCCUGUUGACAAAAUGGUGGACAGAUCUGUCUCUCAGAACCCAGGCUGUCAGGGGUGUAGCAGUGACGCGGGGACGCACUGGGACAUUCUGUUAUUAAGAAUGCCCAGUUAGGAGAUCUCGGUGGAAACCUGAGCUGCACGCCAGCGGCCCUGCACUGCUAUGUUCACAGGAGUUCUGUGGCCUCAUUUUGUCAACAGGUGGAAACAAACGUUAAAUUUAACGUUAACUUCUAUGAAGUUGUUAAAGAAUGUUAAUCUCUGCGCUGGGAGGUGUCUGAGGGAGUGUGGUGGGACCAGGGUUCCCCUUUCACCAUACACUGUACCCACUGGGUCUCUGAAAUUAUGCUUGCCAGUACUUUCCCCACAAUUUAAUGACCGUCUUCCAGGAAGGAAAAAGAUCUGACUUCCAGCAAAUCUUUAAUAUUUUUUAAAUGAUAUAUUGCUGUGGAAAUACUUUACAUUUUAUAUCCCAAGAAUUUCACAUUGUUUAAUUACAAACACCUGAUACUUCUGUUUUAAUCUAAAGGAUUUUUUUUUUAUACAACUGUUGUCCGGGAAGUAAAAGUAACAUAAAAAGAAAUCUAAGCUUAUUUCACUGCUGAGCAUUUUUCCGGCAAAUGUUAUGCUGUGGCACCAUAGAUCUGGAUGCCCAGAAAAAGGCUGAAAUUCCUAAUCUUCCCAUGUCUUCUCAUGCCCUGCUCCAGUCCGGGAGUCUGACAUUACUGGAGAAAUCAGUCGAGUGUCUGCAAUAUUCUCCAAAGGAUUUGUUGGCUUUGUACAGGUUGAGCUUCAUAGCGGCUGUGGUUUUCUCAUUCUGUCUGUUGUACUCAAGAGAUCACAGCUGUACAUAAAACCAUGGGGGAUCCUUUCCAGGAGUUAGGAAAACUGGCAGUGUAAUCCAUCUGUUCCACAUUAAUAAGAAAUAUUCCCACAAAGAGGAAAACGGGAACCCCCCCCCCCCCCCCCAAAGAAUAAUGCAAGCAUACUGAAGUUCUGGCUUUAUGACGGGAUUAUAAUUCUUUUUCCAUCCUGAUGGCUUUGGUCAGAGCAGGUUUGGACAGUAGCAGGCAGUGAGGAUAGUGGAGUGUAAACGCAGAAUGUUUCUCCAAGCGGACGCUCGCUCCUAAGCUUGUCUGCAGACCUUUUGGUGGGUGCUUGCUUGCUUGCUUGCUCAUUCCUCGUAUUACUUAUGAAAGUACUGUAAGUCCCAGGACUCUCUCCCCCCCCUAUAUUUUAAGAGAAAUUAAUAUCACCUUGCAUUAGUCAUUCUUGACAUACUUGUACUUCAGAUAUUGUGAGGGUCACCAUGAUGUUAAGGUAAAUGUCUGCGUUCUUCACUGUACCCCCCCAUGCAGUCACCCAGUAGGGUACGGGGCUUUCGGUUUGUUCAGUGCAGGUUGCCUUGGGUGAGGUAGUGCUCAGUGAUUUUCAGUGUGUCGCUGUUUGGCAGUUCUCUGCCUGCCUUUGUUGGGGGGGAUGGGGUCGCUUUCAGGUCUGACGUGAGGAUGCAGGGAUUCCCAGUGGCGACGCAAUUCCCUCCCCACAUUGCCGCCUUUUCUCCUGGUCUGCCUCCACCGUAACACGAGUAGACUGAUGUACAUUUUUGCUACAUUAGUUGUCUUAAUUGGCACAUCCACCAAUGCCCUUUGUACGUUACUCCUUUUUGGUUACUUUGUUUACUUCUCUAUACUGGUCUUUGGAGACGGUCUGUGAUCUUAAAGCACCUACUAUGGUGGAACCAGUUGAUAUAUGUGUACCGUUGCUUAAUACAUUUACAGUUGUGUUUAUGCUCGUGAAAGAGUUUCGGACGUCUAAGCAAUCGCCAAGAUUGGGCACGGAAGAGCCUUGACAGACAUGGCCGCCCCCCGGAAGGCCGGCUGCUUUCUGCGAGCCGCCCCCAUCCCAUCUCUAAGCUGCUGUUUCAGCACCAUCCUUUGGGUUUCAAAUUCUGAAGCAGUGACCUCCCUUGUCUGGCCUCGGCUGACUUUCCUUUCGGUUGUGUGCCUGACUUGUUCUUCCUCCCAGUUCAACUUUUCCGGUCUUGAAAGUGUCAUGCACCCCUGUGACGAUUCUCCAUUUGUUACCUUUUAACUAAUGUGCUUUUAAUCCAGUCGGUGCGAGAACAGGCCUCACUCCCAACAUUAAUAUCCUCUCUCGUUCGGCCGCGCGGAUCCCUUCGCGUUUUCGACGUGCCUUUCUCACGGGCCGAUGGCGAUUCGUUAGUUUGCGUUUCGUUCCCCGGGGCACAGCACUCCAAUGCAGGGCCGCUUCCCCAUUUGCUUCGAGUCUGCAUUUAUAUUAAAUGACCUCUAUGGAUCGGUAACGCGAAGAUCUGUCAGAGAACUGCUUACCAAUGCUGAGCUGAUUAUCGCUUACUAUUUCUAAGGUGAAGAUCUGCCUUGGCAGCAAUUACAAUGUGUUUAUGUGGCUGUUUUUUCAACUGCUCAGAAAAAACCAUUGGCAUUUUUAAAAAUUGGUCUUUUUUCCAGUAUUUAAUACCUCACCGCGACUCAUUUAACUAGGGUUAUAUAAAUAUACCUGCACAUAAUUCUCAUUUUUAUUACCUUUUGAAGUUUGCAAUUAAUUCAGGGAUUAAAGAUUUUAAAAAAUGUUUUGUAAUUAAAAAUGUGUGGGAAUUUGAACAUGCUUGAGUUUAAGUCCUCACGUUGCUGAGCAGGUUUUAAGUGGUUUAGCAAUUUCUAAUUUUUGUAUAUAUCUUACUGGCAGAUGUAACUGAGCACUGGAUUCACCGUUCAUCUUUAAGCCCCACCCCACCACGGAAAGGCUGCGGUCGGCACCAGUUCUUCCUGAACAUUGUAACUAUGUAGCUCCGUGACGACGUCUCGUCAGCGAUAAGCCAGAUUCCUGAUCCUCCUGACUCUCAGGACGCUGCCUUGAUCAUUGAUCCCUGAUGGAAACACGUUUGAGAUUCACUCCAUUUUGAAAAUGGAUUCUCUCCUGGUCUCACUGCUUUCACUAGCCACGCACAGACACACACAGCUUCCCCGCACCGGUCACUCAAUCUGGUGAGCGGUCUGACAGGGGUGCCCCCCCCCCCCC
Molecule: messenger RNA, 8115 nt
Organism: Brienomyrus brachyistius
Lineage: Eukaryota; Metazoa; Chordata; Actinopteri; Osteoglossiformes; Mormyridae
Gene: rc3h1a
Product: ring finger and CCCH-type domains 1a
Exons: 20
Coding region: 341-3769 (1142 amino acids)
Molecular function (GO): metal ion binding
Source: RefSeq, a predicted model, not a curated record